GUGAAAGUUCACUAUGGUCUAAUCUUAUCACAGAUUUUUCACUGUUUCGCCUCCCUUUUUAUGCUAGUUGUUGUGCUAAAGGAUGGACUCGUUACUGUUCUGCUCUCGUCGGUCACCGGUGGUGUGUUUGAGCGGCUGUGUGUCUUCCAGUCAACAGUUAGCCACACAUGUAGGACUGGACAUCCUGAAGCGUGGUGGUAAUGCAGCAGAUGCUGCAGUUGCAGUAGCUGCAGCUCUAGCAGUAACGGAACCGGGAAGUACCGGUCCUGGGGGUGACGCCUUCUGCUUGUUCUAUAAUGGACAGUCUGGAGAGAUCAGAGGAAUAAAUGGCAGUGGUCGUUCGCCCAAAGCACAGACCUUGGAGUUUCUGGAAAGUCGUGGUUUCAGUGCUGAGACCCCUCCUUCAGCUUUUGAUGCUUUGAAUGUCACAGUACCAGGGGCCCCAGCAUGCUGGUGUGAUACUAUAAAGCAGUUUGGUAGUCACAAGCUGUCCUUGCACGAGGUGCUGAGUGGAGCAGUGCAACUGGCAGAGGUGGGGUUUCCUGUUGCCGAGGUAGCAGCUCACCACUGGGCUCAGGGGGUGACGGCCCUGCGAGGUGAUGGCAAAGAAUUAGGUGGAGACCUGUUGAUUGAUGGUCACGCACCCAAACACGGACAAGUGUUCAAAAACCCUGCCCUGGCCCGAACCCUGAGGGAGCUGGGUGAACAUGGAAAAUCCGCUUUCUACGAGGGCAGAGUGGCCCAAGCCAUCGUUGACAUCAUCAUCCGACAUGGAGGAGUCAUGACCUUGGAUGACCUGAGCAGCCAUGACAGUGAGCUGGUCACCCCCAUAAGCACAGACUACAAGGGUGUGCGUCUGUGGGAGCCUCCUCCUAACGGUCAGGGAUUGGUUGCUCUGCUGCUGCUCAACAUCCUGGAGAAUUUCCCUCUCAAAGCGGUCGGCCAUAACAGCGCUGACUACAUUCAUGUGUUAGUGGAGGCUGUUCGUCUGGCACAAGCGGACGGCAUGCGUUACCUGGGUGACUCUGACCAUGUGACCAUCCCUCUCGAAACCUUACUUGACAAGAACUACAGCCAGCAGCGAUCCCAGUGCAUCAGAAUGGACAGGGUCAUGGAGGCAGUUGAACCUGGUGUGGUGACGGGAAGUGACACUGUCUAUUUCUGUGUGAUUGACAGUCAGGGCAACGCUUGUUCAUUUGUCAACAGCAACUAUUUGAGCUUUGGAACCGGGCUGGUCCCAAAGGACUGUGGAUUCCCGUUACAGAAUCGUGGUGGGAACUUUAACCUGCGUCGUAACCAUCCUAAUUGCAUCGCUGGGAGGAAACGGCCAUAUCACACCAUUAUACCUGCACUCCUCACGGACUCUGCAACCAAAUAUGGAAAACCACAACUCCUCGCUGCACUGGGGGUGAUGGGGGCUUUCAUGCAGCCACAAGGACAUGUCCAGGUUUUGUUAAACAUGUUGGAGUUUGGGAUGAACCCUCAACAGGCUCUUGAUGCACCACGGGUAUAUGUGCAGUAUGAUAGUAAAAUUGCUCAGUGGACGGUGAAUCUGGAGGAAGGAAUCGACCAAAAUGUAGCCGAGGAGCUGAGAAGACGAGGCCACACUGUCAACUGGCCAAUCACAGGUCAUAAAAGGUCUCAGUUUGGACGAGGACAAAUCAUCACAGUGGGGGAUUGGUGGAAACCAUCUGUCAAUCAAGCUGAUCAUCCAUCCAGGGUGCUGUGGGCGGGAUCAGACCCUAGAGCUGAUGGAUGUGCUCAGGGAUACUAGACCAACAUACAGUACAUGACCUCAUGUCCACUUCAGGAAAUCAGAUCAAGUGAUCACACAAAUACCAGAGAAUGCAGGUUUUUACACAUUAAACGAAGAGAAUGGGUAGAAAAAAAAUUUUGCUUUGUGCCUUCAGUGUGAAAAAUUGAUUACUAAGUGUCUUAAUUCACCAUGUUCUUAUGCCAGAAUAUUUAUACAUCAUUAUUAUUUCUAUGCAAUGCUGACAGUGUGAAGUAGAACUAUCUCAACUGUUAAUCAUGAAAUUACAGUUUAUUUUUUUUGCUCAUCUGAUUUCAAGCUGCUAUAUUAGUAUGUGUAGGAUUUUGAGCACCCUUUAAUCUGCUGUGAUAAACA
Molecule: messenger RNA, 2128 nt
Organism: Sphaeramia orbicularis (orbiculate cardinalfish)
Lineage: Eukaryota; Metazoa; Chordata; Actinopteri; Kurtiformes; Apogonidae
Product: glutathione hydrolase-like YwrD proenzyme
Exons: 12
Coding region: 83-1774 (563 amino acids)
Source: RefSeq, a predicted model, not a curated record